CACACUCACACACACAGAGAUAACAAAGAAAAUAUGCUCUUCUCAUCGAAAUCCAAGUCAAGAACAGUUCACCACUACCACGAGGAGAGAGAUAAAGAAAACGGAGAAGACAGCGGCGAAGCAUCCACUUCUCUAACAGUUUGGACAAAAUCGCUCCUUUACGGCUGCAGCGGCUUCUCCGUCAUCGGCUCCGACGGCGGUUUGGCCUAUCGGGUCGACAACUACAGUUGUCGACCCGAUCAUACCGUCCUUAUGGACGGUUCCGGCAAUCCCAUUUUCACCAUCUGCCGCCGCAAGAAGCUAGGCCUAUUGGACUACUGGCUUGUCUACGAAGGAGAUGUCUGCAAACACAGCAACAACGAAUCGAUGAAACCUAUGUUUUAUGCGAGGAAAAAUAUGAGUCUGAGGCAGACAAAAGUGGAUGAUGUGUUAGCCUAUAUUUACUGUGGGAUGUCGGAAAAGAGAUGCAUGUAUGUGGUUGAAGGCUCAUUCAGACAUCGAUCGUGUAAGAUUUUGGGAGAAUCGGGGAGAGCAGUUGCAGAGAUUAAGAAGAAAGAAGCCAUGUCCAAAGGUGCAUCUUUUGGUUUAGAGGUGUUUGAUUUAGUCACUAAGCCAGGUUUCCACUGCAGAUUUGCCAUGGCUAUUGUGUUAUUACUUGACCAGAUGUACUCUUAAAGUUGGGGACACAAAUCAAUACAAGUUUUGUUCAUCUA
Molecule: messenger RNA, 713 nt
Organism: Salvia hispanica
Lineage: Eukaryota; Viridiplantae; Streptophyta; Magnoliopsida; Lamiales; Lamiaceae
Product: protein LURP-one-related 17-like
Source: RefSeq, a predicted model, not a curated record